Messenger RNA from Columba livia (rock pigeon), 4086 nucleotides. RefSeq names its product tsukushi, small leucine rich proteoglycan (gene TSKU). The record is from RefSeq and is a predicted model, not a curated record. NCBI's taxonomy places the organism in Eukaryota, Metazoa, Chordata, Aves, Columbiformes, Columbidae. Gene Ontology annotation, cellular component: extracellular matrix. The transcript is spliced from 3 exons. Gene Ontology annotation, molecular function: protein binding. The coding region runs from base 665 to 1723 and encodes 352 amino acids.
AGUCAUUAAAAGGCGCAGACCACGGGCGGAUUUAUUAGCCCAGUAAACCACAACACGUGCCAGCUCGCGCUCUCUGGAAACAAAAGGGUCCUCCGUCAACUUUACGCUUGGGGUUUGGGAAGGCUGGGGAGGAUGAGAGCGGUGAGGAUGGAGCUGGUGGCUCGUGUCGUGGGGAAGCAGCAUCGCCUCCGUUAACCGACGCUCUCCAUCGCGGUCAGCUCACGUAAUUCGGUGGCAGCGACGGAAUUCGAGCACGGGGGUAACGAGAGCACCGAGCCGAGCUCACGGCGUUUCAUCGCAGGAGCCUCCGCUUUUUUUCACCCGGGUGUCUGCCAUGAUAAAUCAGCUGCCGUUAGCCUGAAUAACCGCAUUCACCGAAGUUACAGUAGGAAACUUGUCUGGGGUGGACACUGUGCCAUUGCUCUGCAGACAGCAGCCGGUGCCGGUCGCUGGCGUUGCGCUGAAAUAUUGCAUUGAUCGCUGCUCCGAAGCUCGUCUGGCAGCGUACGGAGCUUGAUCACAGCGGGAGAGAGCCAAGCGAAUACCGGGAGAAGAGGCACUGUGGAAAGGAAAAAGCAUCCUGUGCUCCCCCAGCCCCGCAGUGAACAGCAGCGUGUGCCACCCCUGUGCGAGACAGAGCUGGGGAAAAUAAAGGUCAACAACAAUGCAGCUCCUGGCCCGGUUCAAUUUGCUGCUUCUCCUCCCUUGUUUUGGUACCACCAAAAGCUGCUUCCCUGGCUGCCACUGUGAAGUGGAAAGCUUCGGUCUCUUCGACAGCUUUAGCUUGACCAAGGUGGACUGCAGUGGAAUAGGCUCACAUAUUGUUCCCGUCCCAAUCCCUCUGGAUACCUCCUACUUGGAUCUGUCAUCAAACAAACUGGAAACAAUCAACGAAUCAAUGCUCACAGGCCCUGGAUACACCACCUUGGUGAGCCUCGACCUGAGCUACAACAAAAUUGCCAAGAUUUCCCCCACAACCUUCUCCAGGCUUCGGUACCUGGAGUCCUUGGAUCUGAGUCAUAACUCUCUGGAAGUCCUUCCAGAGGACUGUUUCUCCAGUUCUCCUCUGGGUGACAUAGAUUUGAGCAAUAACAAGCUUUUGGAUAUAUCUAUGGACGUUUUUGCCUCAAAAGGUCAAGGAAAACCCCUGAAUGUGGAUCUAUCCUACAAUAUGCUCAGCGCCAUCACGAGGCACCAUGAAAAGAGCAUCCCUAACAUCCAGAACUUAAAUCUUUCUGGAAACAGGCUAACAUCUGUGCCAAAUCUCCAAGGGAUUCCUCUCCGAUACUUAAAUCUUGACGGGAACCCUCUACUCAGAAUUGAGAAAGGAGACUUCGCAGGGCUGAAAGAUUUGAUUCAUUUAUCCCUCAGUGGCUUGCAUGGAUUUGGAGAAUUAUCUCCUUAUUGCUUCAAGGAACUACAAGCCCUCCAAGUUCUGGAUUUAUCGAGCAAUCCCGACCUGAAGUCACUGACUGCUGAAGUCAUCUUUGGUCUGAAUUCACUACAAGAGCUCAACCUCUCCGGGACAGGUGUGUCAUCCUUGCCAAAGACUGCACUGAAAUACCUGCCUUCCAUCAAAAGCAUCACCCUGGGGAAGAACAUACAGUGUCUUAAGACCAUCAAAGAAGGACAGUACCACCGACAAAUUGGGCUGACCAAAAAAGAGGUCCUCAGUUGCCAUAACAGCCAUGGGUCCGUAGCAGCAGCAUCUUACGUUUUGUGAUGAAAGCCGGGGAGAAGGGGCAGGGAAGGGAGGGCAGGGGGGGCGUGGGAUUUGUACAGGUGUCGGACUGAGAUGGUUUGCAGUGUGCCUUUUGUAAAACUGUCAAUAAUUUAUAUAUUUGUAUACGCCAACAUUGAUCGUGGAUUUUUAUAAACUCUCAAAUCCCGGCCCGCAUCAUCUGCAGGCUCCAGAUUCUGCCCAGUGUGUUGAGGUCCCACAAUAGCUCAAGAGCGGUGAUGCUGGACAAUGAGGACCAAGCUGCUCUGCAGGUCCCAGGGCAGAACAGCUGGUCUGGAGCAAACCUUCAUGCCCCGGACACGUUUGUAGGAGCAAAGCUACACCUGUCCAGAGCACACACCAAAAUGUACUGACUCCGUAGCUGCUUGCUUACAAGACCAUGCACCAUCCUUUUUUAUUUUUAAUUAUUACUCCCCAAGAAGUGCCUUCUGGAUGUUGCCUUCAUUAGCAGCACCCUGUUCCCUGUCACGCACUUUCGGUCUUGAAGAAACAUUUCCAGGCAAACCUGAAUACAGGGUGCUCCUAAUGUGCUGCUUUUUCCAUGUCAUUUGCAUAGGCGUGCAAUGAACAUUGAGUAAGUCAAGAACUUUUCCCACAGCUUUAUCCCUAUUUUCCCAUCUUUAUCCUUUCUUUGCAUCAAAUUACUUCAGGUCCAACCUUGGCAACCUCUCAUCUCUCUAACCUUGGUGAGAUAUUGCUCAGAGAUGAUGUGCAGCAGAGCAAGGCAAGCAGAGGGCUCUGCCAACAGCCGCAUCUCACCCAGGAACCAGCCUCUGAUGAAGCAAAUUAACUGAGCUGCCAAGUGAAGAGAUCACAUAGCCCAGCUUAAAUGUAAAAAAAAACAACCCUUUCUCCCUUUCUGGGGAAGCUUGGAAGAAAACCUUGGCAGGGAUUGUCAUCUUGAUGACCUUAUCAAACCAAGACGCAGCCCCAAAGGACAUGAGAUUAAGCUGUUUCUGUGCUGACGUCCCCAUCUGAAUGUAACAUCUGCAACUCAGCUGGGCUCAUGGGGCAAUUUCCAGCACCAAUACACUCUACAGAAUGUGCCAGGAGAAGAAUUAACACUGACGCCUGCAAACCUGGAGCGCUUUGCCUAUCAGGGGAAAGAUCUCGUUUGGGUUUUUUUUUGUUUUUUCUUUUAUUUUCAGAGUUGUGGCUUUUCUUUCUCUCACACAGCUCCUUGGUUGCCAACCCAAAUCUGAUAAAAAACCCGGUCCUCAGAGAUUUAUUCAUUUUUCCCUCCAUUGCUGAAAUGCUGCCAAAGCAAAGGGGAGCAUCCGUCUUCUUCUCCAAGCCAGGAGACAGUGGGGGAAGGCAGCACAGCACGACCCAGUGCUGUGUGUGAAACCCUCAACUUGCUUACAGAAGCUCAUGCAAUGGAGCUGUCUGCUGUUUAUAUCUGGCAUAAAAUGUCCUGGGCAUGCGAAGAUGUUGUGGAUGAGGGUCCUGCUCGGGUUGGUCUGCAUCUUGGUCUCUCAAUGCAGCCUUGCAUCAAGGCAACCUUCAACGUGUAAGCUGGUUUAGAGAGGUCCAUGCAAAGGUGAUGCAGGUAUGAGCCCAUCCCACAACCUUCCUUGGGAGUGUUGGAAGCUGCUCAAGCUUCAUCCUCACACUCCCAAAGGUCUUUGCAAAUGGAAACCCUGUUGCCCCAAGGAGGUGUCUCCAGGGAUGACUGAAACCCACUGAGCCCAUAAAAGCCAGAAUCAACACCUCACUUUGGAUACUGAAAUCACUCUCUCACAUUUUCAUCCAUCACCUUUUCAAUCACAGAUUUUAAGGUGGGAUUUUAGGCCUUUCUUUCAGUGCUGGGGGUUUUCCCCACUCUAGUGAUCAUUUGCAAUGCUCAACCAGCCUUCAUAAUCAUAAGAAACGUUGAUUUUCUUAAAAAGGCAACGGAACUGCCUGCAGGCAGGGAUCUGGAAGAGAACAGCAACCAACUGCAGUGCAAGAUGGGGGCAAUUGGGGAGGGAGGAGGUGUUUUUUAGUGGAUCUUGCCUUUUUAAGAGAAUUGUUUUCUGCUGGCAGAAAAUGUAAUUUUUAAAUAGUUGUUUAAUUUUAUACGUCUGUAUGUAGAUGAAAUGUUUCCAGGAUCACAUACUGUCAAAGUUACUGUCUUAGCUCCACUGUGGUAAGUUUAAAAACCAAUGUGACAAUCCAAUUGAAGACUGCAAGAUCUCCUUGUGUAAUCUCAUGCUAGCUGCUAGCUGAACAAGUGCUAGAAAAAGCUGGCAAAUACUGUCGAUGUGUUAGUUUGGUUUGGUGGUUGUUUUUUUUAAGAACCUCUGCAGCAUUGUAAGGCUUUGUGAUUAUUCACAAUAUAAUAAAGUGAUUUGGAGGAGAAUAAA